Hyalella azteca is the source of this 2690-nucleotide messenger RNA. RefSeq lists its product as uncharacterized. The transcript is spliced from 2 exons. The record is from RefSeq and is a predicted model, not a curated record. Lineage: Eukaryota; Metazoa; Arthropoda; Malacostraca; Amphipoda; Hyalellidae. The coding region runs from base 12 to 1469 and encodes 485 amino acids.
AGACCCCAAACAUGAGGACGUGGAUAUUCCUGUUGGCAUUAUCAUUUGCUAUUGCUGCUGGUCUUCCGAGCGACCAACCCGGAAUCAGCCGAAGCCGCACACCCCGUCUCCGCCCGGUGGUCCACCGACUUUACGUCCGCAAAAAAGCAACGCCGCAGCGCCGCGACGAAGGCCGGAUCACGGAGCGACAAUUACAAUAUUGUGGUCCCAACGAAGUCGUUGGAGCUCAUGGAAGAUGCGAGAGAGCACACAUCACCAAAAACGUUUAUGCCUUUACAGCUCCAAAAUACAGACGACAAGUUCUCCCGGCUAAAGCUCCUGAGCCUAAACUAGAUCUAAACGUAGUGUUCGUCAAGACUCACCCCAAUGAUGUUCACCCUAAACCCCUUGUUGUUCCUGCCAUCGAACAAAAAACAGUUGUAUAUGUAUUGAGUAAACGUCCUACUAUAAACCAGCAGCUUAUUCAGGUUCCAGAACAAGGACCCACAGAACCAGAAGUGUUCUUCGUGAACUAUGGAUCCGGUGAAAAUCCCAUUUUACCUGGAGGAAUCGACCUACAAACAGCUUUGAGUCAAACUCCUUCUCUAGGACAUUCAUUGUCAUCUGAUGCAAUUGUCCUACCUCAACAAGGAAAUUUUCUCUCGCAAUAUUCGCAAGAUUACAGCUCAGAAGAUUACAGCCAAAGAAAUUCUUUCAGUAAAAGCACAGUUCGACGAGGUAUACCCUCAACCCUGUACGAAACGCAACCAACUGAUCAGUAUCAGAGCAUUGUAAGCGUUCAACAGCAGUCACCUUUUUCAACUCAAAAUCAAUUUGUGACUCGAGGUGUUAAUGCUUUUGAGGAGAGAAAUCAGUCAACCCUUUAUUUCGAUCAUCACACAGUACCUCAUAAAACUGAUACACUGUUUAAAGCCUCAGUAAAACAGUCGUACGAAAAUCAUUACGGUGUGCCAUGGAAUGACUUCCACAGCCGCAACGCAAGCCACAUAGGCACUUUUCCAAAAUUACAGAACAUAUCCUUGCCUUCAACGCCUAAUCAAUAUGAAACUCCAUCAAACAAUCUACUGCAAGAUUCAUCCACUGUGGUUCAACCGCUACAGCCUGUCGAACUGAAGCAACAAAAUUCGCUCAGCAUUGAAAAAGCAAAGCGACAGGGAAGUGUCGCUUCGCUUCCUUAUGCCUUCAAACCAGCGUAUCAAGAAGUCCCUCCUCGCAACGUUUCCCAAACAAGAGGAAGUUUCAAGCCUUCUUCCAGCCUAUCGAGUGGACAGUCCCCAAGUUCAGUAGCCGAAGACUUCGUUCCCGUGCAAGGCAGAGGGCAGUACGCGCCGGUAACGAGCAACAUUCAGUUCAACGGGAAUGACGGAACAGCUACACUUGGGAACCAAGAAAAUUUGCCCCCACUUAUACAAAAGUUGGAGCCAGCGCAGUGGGAUUUCGUCCCUCCGGUAAAAUCUAAAAUUAAAUAAUGAAGUUACAUUUUUGACGGAUUUGAUGGAAGCACGCACAACACUUAAAGGUCUAAUCAUUUAAUCGAGAGAUUCGGGACUAAUAUUUCAUGUUGCCUUAGCGAAAGUCGUUUUAAGGCAGCGCUUGAUGCGCUUAAACAGGCUGAUUUGAUGAAAAAAAAUUCGAUUGAAAGAAUACGUUUGCAUUUUUCUACGUAGAGCGUAAUUUGUAAAUAAAAUAUAUAUUUUUCAGAGAAAAUUUGUUAGAUUUAAAGAUUGUUAGUUUAAUAAUAGUUUAAUUUAUCGAGUGCAUUUAUAAAUCUUAGUCCAAUCUUCAAAAUUUAUGAUUGCUUAAGGUAUGCAUUAUUAAAUUUGAUCAUAAUUAUAUCCCUGGCAAAUUUUUCGUUCCGAUAAUUUUAGAUCUGAUUUAUAUGAUUUAUUUUCGGCUAUAAUUGUUCCGUUUGGAUGUCGUUUUGUAUUAAUUUUGAAUGACAAUUCCGUAUCUUGCUUCAAGUUUUGGGAAGGCCACUUCGCGAAACCCGCCAUUGUGGUAAUUUUUCUUCCACUUAUUUUAUACUAUUUAUUUAGAUUAUUUACGCUAAUUUUUCUGCCAAUAAUGUUAUGCUAUUUAUUUAGAUUAUUAUGCUAAAUAAAAUAUUUUUUGUGGUAUUAACGUAAUUAGUUCUACUGAUAGAAUAUAAAUUAUUUCCAUUGCUAAUGAUGAUUUCUUUUGUGUGAUAGCAGUCUGUUAACUCACUUGGGUGUGAUAUUAAUAUAUGCUUCAUGUUCUAGGUGGCAAUUUUGCAAUGAAUAUUCCACGCAUCAUUAAUAAUUUUUAUUCUCAACAAAAAGCUAAAAUUCAACGAAAUGGCACCCAUAAAAUAUUAUAAUAAAGUGUUUUUUCUUUAAAUCGAUCAGGUUAAUUGUCCCAAACACACCACCUCUUCGCUUCAUCGGCCUCUUUAACAAUGCUUAGCACAUAUUUAGUCACCUCCAUACAUUUAUAUGGACCUAUUAAUAAUUAAAGAUGUAUUUUUUACUUAGUAAAUUUGAAGAAAAUUAGGUUGAAAGUGCACUACUCACCCUUUGGGAAGCGUCUACCUAGCAUGUGGUUGAAUAUCUUCAACCGUAUUCACACAUUUCUUAAUAUUAUCUACUCCCAUCCGUCACACACUUCAGAAUAUAUUAUAAUACUAAAAGUAUUAUAAUAUACUUUAUAAUAUGGUCAUGGUGGGGUCAUGU